CCACGGAUUUCCCGGCCCUGAACUCUUCGUCCUCUUCUUCCUGUCCGCGUACACAGGCCUGUCCCACGCUGGUGGAGCCACACCGGGCAGCACCGGCUUUGCCUUGAGUUCCGGAUAUUCCGGGGUCACGUUGGCCCAGGACUGUGGCUUGGAAAAGAAGGCAGCAGUUUCCUGGAGUUGUGAACUGGAAUUCAGUUCAUUUCCCUCCAGCCACACCCAGACUUUCAUCUGUUUUGGCACAGGGAGAAUAACCAGGAAACACGUUUGAGAUGAUUGGAGGAAAUAGCGGGCAGGAUGGGAGGAGAGUGACCCCGGGCAGGAGGAAGGAAAGGGAGAGAGAGAAGGUGGGCCCGGAUGUAGGAGGAAGGUCCCUUGCCUUCAGCGCAGCAUCCUUAUGACCCUCACGUGCAAGGCCUUGUCUGUGUUUGGGCCUCAGUGCCCCCCUGGGUUCUUCUCUGACCCUAUCUGUUCUGGAACUCAGUUCCUCCUCUGCAUGAGACCGCAGCUGGCCCACCCUAGUGUGCCCUGGUUUUCCCACUGUGCCCUUGGUCCCUGCUCUUGUCUGAGGGUUGUCAUCGAGGACGCAUGCAGGACUCAACCUGUUCCGUUUUGCCGCUGCUUCUGAAGGCCCCAACGGUCACACCCACAUUUCCCUAGUUGAAAACUGUCUUCUGAAGGGGUACUUCCUCUUAGGGAAUUUCUUGGAAGGUGGGUGGAGGUAAUGACGAGCCCAGACUGGGGACACUUUGGGAGAUGGCUGUCCUCAGUCUCUUGUGGAAAUGGCUUCUUGAUCCUACCUUACAGUUGUAGGGUCUUUGGAUUCCGGCUGGACAGCUAAGAUUUGGGGCUAAAAGCAGAAUCCCGAAUGCCUUUCACCACCUCCCCACCCUGGGCUCACUUCUGUGGGGUGGGUGCUGGUCCAAGGUCAGGCUCUGGGAAUUUGUCCUGCCCAGGGCUAUGAAGCUCAGGGCAGCAUCCCCAUUGAGUCCAGUGUGUCCUUGUGGGAGGUAGCUGAGUGAUUGCCUUGUCCCCUUCCCCAAGCUCCACACCAGCUCCCUGACUGCCUGAGGCCUUCAGGGUGUGGCUUGUGUGAAAGCAGGCUAGCACUCAACAUGCAUAGCAUGUGCAUGGUGCAACUGCAGGAAUGAGCUGGUGUCCUCCACCUGCAGCUCUAGGGAGGACAGGAGGGGGCGCUGGCCCUGAGAGGCAGGGGAGGUUGGGCAGGGACAGUACAGCAGCCUAUGGCAAGUGGCUCACCAGUACUGCAUGUAUACCUGCACAAGCUCAUCCAUUCUCCAACCACUGUCAUUACCUGUGGCGAGACGGGGGCAGGCAUCCUGUCCUGGAGUUAUGUGGUCAGGGUCCCCAUUGUGAAAGAGUUGGGAAGGAGAAUGGGCUCCUCUGAACGCCUGCUCCCCGCAGUUGGAGCAGGAGCAGGGUAAGGGCUCACCCUUCCGCCUGGGGGUGGCAUUUUCCUAUCUGAUCUUGCUGGUCCAGCACUGAGGUCAUGGGGUCAUUGCUUCACUCUUCUCUGGCCUCCAUUGUGUCAUAGUUCAUCCAUCACUGUGGUUCUUCCCACUGCAGUGAUACUCGGUGUCUGUUCUCAGCAGUUUAAGCAGGUUGCAGCAGUUGCCUGCUAGAACACUGUGCCCUUAUUACCGUAAACUGCUGCCACUUCUUAUGAAGGAGAGGCCGCCAGAGUAGGAUUUUUUGCUCAUUCAGGUUCAUGAAGCCAAUGAGAAAACCCAGGUUGAGUGCCAACUGCACAGACUUUUCAGUGGCUGAAGAACAGACAAGCAGUACCCUUGUACACAGAGACCAACCUGCCAGCCAUGUGCUGGGAGUUAUGGACAGAGAGCAGUAGGCGUUGGAGUAUGUUCAGAGGUUUUGGGGAAGGAAUGGCAGUUUCCAGGAACCCAGGUGCUCUGUGUUCUUCCUUUAUAGGGUCCUCCCUGGCUGCCACCCUGGUGAUUGUGCACCAUCGUGAUGCUGGUGGACAUGGCAUUCUGCUUUGAGAUGAGGCCAUGCAGUCUGAGGUCUGUUGGAGGUGUUUGAGCCACCAUUUUGGACCAAGCUGGUCUUUCUUGGCAGAGUGCUGUGAAGAACUCUAAGCAUCAGUCCCUAAAGAUAAGUGCAGUUAGGGCAGGGUCAGCAAGGUGGUUGUGCAGAUACUUUACUGGGUAACACUGAGCCCAGAAAGACUGAGGUGAGUCCUGUCACAUGACUUGUGUUACUCUCGAGAGAACCAUAGACCACGGGUGACAAGAAGCUGGAUAUACUGAGAACCUGGAGUGGGCAGCCCCCAGUGCAGUACUUUGGAUAGCUUUUGGUCUGUGUGCUUGUGUGGUGGGCAAGGAACCAUUGGAGGCACGGCCAGGGCUGUGGAGGGGUAGAGUGGAAGCGUGGUUGGGGUGGUGGUGGGCUGUAUGCACGGGAAACCAGGAGGCUGUGCAAGGUGAAAGGAGUUGGAGUCAGACCUGGUCAUGCACGUGUGCGGUGUGCAUGUGCCAUGUGCACCUGUGCCUGAGAGUCAGGGGCUGUGCUUCUUUGAGAUUAUCUCAUGGCCUACAUUGGGGAUUAAGAAGCAGUCUCCCUGCCUGCAUGGGUAUCCUUCCUAUUGAGACAGCCCCACGGGAGGCUGUCAGCCCUGCCUUAGUGGGUCCAUGCAGCCCCUCCUGCACUCAGGCAGCCCUCAGCGUCUUCCCCACCCACCAGGGUGCUCUCCCUGGGCUCAUAUGGGAACAGGUACACAUCUCAAGGCUGGAUGAAUUUCCGCCUCCUUCCUGUACAGUGGAUGGGCAGGGCUGACUUUCCAUCCCCAGAGGAUUUGGCUCAGAAGGGCGGGUACAAUCUUGGCAGGGAUUACCCCCAGCUCUCCAUGCAGAGCUGCCACUGUGACCAGCUCUGGGCUGACUGGAUGCCUUACCCCACUGAAUGGGUGGGUGCUGUCCUGUCCCCCAGAUGGGGGCAGAGUCCCUUUGGGACUACACUGGAGGAAGAUGGGUACAGGGGCUAGGGGCCGGGAGAGGGUAGGUGGUGUCAAUGCUAGAACUGGGUCCUCUCCAGUGGAGGAAGUUCAGGUCCUGGAUGGGGCCAAUCUGGCCCAGGGCUGGCUGCUGCCCCACCACCUGCUCCAUCUUCACUGCCCCUUGAGGGGCUUGAAGGGCUGCCCAGCUUCCUUCCAGCCAGCUAUUCUGCCCAGGCACAAACAUCACCGAAGAUGGGGUCCCAGUCCAACAGCAGGUUCUGGAAUGAGCCAGUGUCCAGGACCUGUGGGGUGGGUCCCAGGGAGGAAGGUGGAUACUUCUGUGGUUCCAGUCAGGGCUCUGGGGGGAACCCUUGCGUCUCUGCAGAGUCCAGUGCUAUGCUGUGGGCAUACACUGCAAGGCCCUGGGGAAGGUGCCUUACCCUGUUCAUGUCACAUCACAUCUCCAGGCAUGGCGGGACCCAGGCCUGUGGUGCUGAGUGGCCCUUCGGGUGCCGGCAAGAGCACCCUGUUGAAGCGGCUUCUCCAGGAGCAUGGCAGCAUCUUUGGUUUCAGCGUGUCCCACACCACACGGGACCCACGUCCUGGCGAGGAGAACGGCAGAGAUUACUACUUUGUGACCAGGGAGGUGAUGCAGCGUGACAUUGCGGCUGGAGACUUCAUUGAGCAUGCUGAGUUCUCGGGGAACUUGUACGGGACGAGCAAGGCAGCCGUGCGGGCGGUACAAGCCAUGAACCGCAUCUGUGUGCUGGAUGUGGACCUGCAGGGCGUGCGCAGCAUCAAGAAGACUGACCUGCACCCCAUCUACAUCUCUGUGCAGCCACCCUCGCUGGCCGUGCUGGAGCAGCGGCUGCGGCAGCGCAACACUGAGACAGAGGAGAGCCUGGCGAAGCGGCUGGCCGCCGCCCGGGUAGACAUGGACAGCAGCAAGGAGCCUGGCCUGUUUGACCUGGUGAUCAUCAACAACAACCUGGAUGAGGCCUACGCACAGCUGAAGCAGGCGCUGUCCGAGGAAAUCAAGAAAGUGCAGGGGCCAGGCCAGGCCUGAGGACCUGUAUUCAUGUUCCCAGCCUGAUGGCUCCAGGGGGAGGUCUGGCUAGGUACCUUGUAGGUCCUGCAACAGCCAUCACAGGAUGGGCAAAGCUGCCCCCAAGAUGGCCACACAAAAAUCUGCCCCUCAGCGGGUACAGGCACCGUCCUCACUCACCAUUCUCCAAGAACCCUCAGGUGCCCUGCCUUCCUCCCUGGGCUUUUCCUGUUCCCACUUCUUCCACUGGAGUGGGCUGACUUUUAAAUAAAGUGAUUUUGGUUUACACUGUCA
Messenger RNA from Fukomys damarensis (Damara mole-rat), 4307 nucleotides. It is a transcript of the gene Guk1, whose product is annotated as guanylate kinase 1. Gene Ontology annotation, cellular component: cytosol. Gene Ontology annotation, molecular function: GMP kinase activity. Bases 3000 to 4034 code for a protein of 344 amino acids. The record is from RefSeq and is a predicted model, not a curated record. The transcript is spliced from 7 exons. Lineage: Eukaryota; Metazoa; Chordata; Mammalia; Rodentia; Bathyergidae. Gene Ontology annotation, biological process: purine nucleotide metabolic process.